Messenger RNA from Symbiodinium natans, 1878 nucleotides. Lineage: Eukaryota; Dinophyceae; Suessiales; Symbiodiniaceae. The record is from the annotation of a GenBank genome assembly.
AUGAUCCGGGUGUGGAGGGUAUCGGGUGAAGAGUUGGCUUCUAUACCGCUGGAAGAGGUGGGGAAUGUACGGCUCCUGAAACAGCGCUUGGAGGAGUCUUGUGGCGUUCCAAGAUUCCGGCAAAGGCUCCUGAACAGCGGCGCUUACUUGUUUGACGGCGCUUGUCUGGACACCCCCAUGGAUUUGCAGCUGGUCUUGCUGCCGUUCUUGCAGCAGCAAUCGAGGGAGCUUUGUGACGCUGCUUCUGCAGGCUCUGCAUGGCUUGUGGAAGAGCUGCUGCAAGACCAGCACGAUCCCAACUCGGCCGGGAAUGUGGGCCUUUCCCCCCUUUACGUCGCAGCUUCAUGGGGCCAUGUGGAGACAGUGCAGUUGCUCCUAGAGGCCCAUAGCGACGUAGACCACGAAGACAUGUACGGCAAGACGCCGCUCUUCGCAGCAUCCCGGCAUGGACACACGGAGGUCGUUAGUUUGCUGCUCGAGGCGGACGCAGACACAGACCGGAUCAACAACUGUGGAGAAACUGCCCUCUUCAUGGCAUCACUGAACUGCCAUGUUGAGAUCGUGCGCUUGUUGCUCGGUGCCCGUGCUGACGUUGACAAGCACAGAUGUUGUCGCAACUACUGGCACCUGCCGGCCCUCUGGGCGGCAUCUCGCAAGGGCCAUAGCGAGGUUGUACGACUGCUGCUGGAGGCAGGAGCUGGCAACGAUCCGUGCACCGGCUUUGGGCAGGCCCUCUCUGCUGCUAUCCUCGCUGGCCACACUGAAGUUGUGGGACUGCUUCAAGAGGCAGGAAGUGCCGAAGAUGAGAGGGGUCGCAACUUCAGAGCAGUGGCUCUCUGCGAAGCAUCCCACACGGGUCAGAUACAUUUUGUGUCCCAUCUUUUGAAGUCUGGCUUUCAUCCGAGUCACAGUGCUUAUCGCGGUGACGUGCCACUGUGUGCAGCUGCUCGACGUGGCUUCGUUGACAUCGUGCGCUUGCUGCUCCAGGCCCGUGCUGACAAGGAUCAAGCGACCAAACGGCGCCAGACGCCUCUAAUGGAAGCAGCGCGCAAUGGGCACGCGACGGUUGUGCGUAUGCUGCUAGAGGUCCAGGCUGACAUGAGCCAAGUCAACAAACAUGGGGAGGGCCUUCUGUGGGAGCCAUGUCGAAAUGGCCAUACACAGGUUGUGCAACUGCUUCUGGAUGCCAGAGCUGAUACAAGCCGUGUGAACACUCGCGGCGAAAAUGUUCUUUGGGCAGCGUGUAAUAUUGGAAGCGUUUGUAUUGCUCAGUUGUUGCUGGACGUCGGCGUGGAUACUAGUCAAGUUAACGUGCGUCGCAAAACCGUGCUUUGGGAGGCAUCUCGCAAUGGCUGCGAAGAAAUUGUGCGAGUACUCUUGGAGUCUAGUCCUGAUCCAAGCCAAGUUGACAGUCGAGGUGAAACACCUCUUUGGGAGGCAUGCCGUUGCCAUCACAUGGAUGUCCUGUGCUUGCUAUUAGUCGCUGGCUACUCCGUACACGACGCAAACAAAUACGGUGCAACGCUUCUUUGUGAGGCAUGCAGGAAUGGACAUGAAGAUAUCGCUCGCCUGUUGCUUGGCGCGCGCGCAAGGCUGGAGCAACGAAACCGGCGCGGAGAAACUCCACUGUGGCUGGCAUGUAAAAGCGGACACGCAGAUGUCGCAUGCCUAUUGCUCCGGGCCAACGCUGACAGCUGCAAAAGCGACAAGUUUGGACAGACACCUGUAUCAGCCGCGCAGCAGGGGGGCCACAAGGCAGUUGCGCGUCUGCUGCACGAGGCUUUGGCCACCAGGCGCGAAGCCCGGAAGCGACGCAAAGUUGAGACCUCGGAGCCACGGAAAUGUCGGCGCCGUCUUUCAGCAGAAGCGGGCCGCUGA